Rhopalosiphum padi (bird cherry-oat aphid) is the source of this 1081-nucleotide messenger RNA. RefSeq names its product small ubiquitin-related modifier-like. The coding region runs from base 361 to 789 and encodes 142 amino acids. Gene Ontology annotation, molecular function: ubiquitin-like protein ligase binding; protein tag activity. The transcript is spliced from 2 exons. Gene Ontology annotation, biological process: protein sumoylation. Gene Ontology annotation, cellular component: nucleus; PML body. NCBI's taxonomy places the organism in Eukaryota, Metazoa, Arthropoda, Insecta, Hemiptera, Aphididae. The record is from RefSeq and is a predicted model, not a curated record.
CAUGUAAACUAAUACCAUGUGUUGUUACCGUUAUUGCUUAUUACGCCAAUAGCAAUAGCUACUGAAUGCCAUUCGUUGUAAUUUGUAACAGUUGUAGACUGUAGUUGCUAGUUUGUUGUAAGUUGUAACUACUAGCUUCUAAACUGUGGUUAAUACUUAUACUAUACUCUCUCUCGUAGAAUAUAGUUGACGUAUGUCUAUUAUCGCACGUUAGACGUCGCAUUAAAUUGUAAUUCUGCAAUUGUUGUUUAGCGUUAUAGCUAAAUUAACUUUGAUUGGCAGUCAUAAGUGUUACACCAAGUCCAGCACCAGAAACGAAAACAGCACUAGAAUUAAGAACGUCAACAAACCUUAGCGAGAAUGUUGAACGACGAAGAAACGCCAAAUACAGAACCAUCUACCUCAGAAACUACAGAAACCACAAACGUAGCUACCAGCUCCACGGAAAAAGCCACUGAUGACGACCAACGCCAGAGCACGUCUGUUGCUGAUGCAAAUGCUGGUGCGCUGGAGGUGUCUGAAGAAAAAUCUUUGGCCAAUACAGACGAGUACAUCCGCUUGCGUGUCAUCACUAGUGAUAUGACUAACGAAGUACACUUUCGUGUAAAAGCCGCCACAGCCUUGGUUCGCCUGAAACGUUCAUACUGCAGCAAGUUGGGUUUUCAAGUGGAUGAAUUACGUUUUGUGUUUGAUGGUCAUCGAAUAACUGAUGAAGAUACCCCAAAAUCAUUAGGCAUGAUAAAUGACGAUGUAAUUGAAAUAUACCAAGAGAGGACUGGUGGUAUGUGAUGUAAACAUGUAAAGUUAAUUUUAUUUUUAAUUUAAAAUCUAUGUGUUUUUUACUGAAGUGUCUUAAAAAUGAAUUCUUAUCACAAAGUAAAUAUGUAUUUUACAAACAAUAUAAUAAUAAUAUGUUGAUGGUGGUUUUCAAUAACAGCAUUUUUUAAUUCCAAAAAUAGGCCAAAAUGUCAGAAUUAUACAACAUUUAAAAUUGUUAACAGUUUAAACUUUACUUUUAUAAAAAAAAUGUUAGCUAUAUUUGUUUUCUUAAAUCUUAAAUAAAAUUAAAUAUACAGAAUGA